AUGCUUACAGCGAUAAUCGACUGGCAGUCAUCGAGCAUAAAGCCAGCAUUCUGGUACAUGCACGAGACACCUGAUUUUGCCCGCAAAAUCCCCGAUCCUUCCGAUGAAGACAAAUUCGAGCCCGAGAGCGAGAGGCGCACCAAAGCCUUCAGUUUACUGGUUCGCUCGCUCCUUCCACCCGCAGUGUUAGCGCCUCUGGAAAUAGACGAGGCCUACUUUCGGCCUUUUAUCCCUGAAGAGUGCGCCGUACAUUUUGAAAGCUUCAAAAAGUUUGAGCGGGAUUACAAGGCCAAGAAGUUCCUCGCAGGUAUGCUAAACGUGGGGCUUGAUGGGUGGGUGCCUCCAGAAGAGUUUGAGGCAUUGAAGCAGGCGAACAAGGAGUUGUUUGCUACGAUAGUAGAGGAUAGUCGAGGUGCGGAAGGGUCUGAGAAUGUGGAGGCUGAGAUUAGGGAUUUUUGGCUUUUUGAUCUGGAGGACUAA
Alternaria viburni is the source of this 480-nucleotide messenger RNA. RefSeq lists its product as uncharacterized. Lineage: Eukaryota; Fungi; Ascomycota; Dothideomycetes; Pleosporales; Pleosporaceae. The record is from RefSeq and is a predicted model, not a curated record. Gene Ontology annotation, cellular component: mitochondrion. Bases 1 to 480 code for a protein of 159 amino acids. The transcript is spliced from 2 exons.